AUGAAAUUGACCAGGAAGGACACUAAUAUCAGGGAAGCGAUACCAGCUGGGGAAAGACUGGCAGUGACUUUACGAUUCUUGGCUACAGGAAAGUCCUAUUCCAGCUUGCAUUACCAAUUCAGAAUUUCAAUAUCAUCUAUUUCCCUCAUUGUUCCAGAAGUAUGCCAGGCUGUAUUUGAUGCCUUGAAAGAGGAAUUUCAACACUUCCCUGAGAAUGAAGAAGAAUGGUUGGCAAUAGCUGCUGGAUUUGAAGAUGUAUGGCAACUUCCACAUUGUGUUGGUGCUGCUGACGGAAAGCAUGUUCGAAUUCUGCAUCCUCACAACAGUGGAUCUGUCUUCUAUAAUUAUAAGGGUUACUACAGCAUUGUCUUAAUGGCUGUAGUUGAUGCAAAUUAUAACUUUAUAUUUGCUGAUGUUGGAUGCCAGGGUAGGAUUAGUGAUAGUGGGGUAAUGAGGAAUACCCUGUUCUGGUCUAAGUUGGUCAAUGGUAAACUUAAUCUACCCAAACCUAAGCCUCUUCCCUCUUCACCUUCUUUAUUUCAUCCUGACUCAAAUAUUCCUAUCCCAUACUUCUUUGCUGGGGAUGAUGCUUUUCCACUUGAGACAAAUGUCAUGAAGCCUUUUGCACAACGGGGCCUUUCUGAAGAAAGACGUAUCUUUAACUACAGGCUUUCUUGGGGGAGACGGGUUAGUGAGAGUGUCUUUGGAAUUUUGUCGAACAGAUUUAGAGUGUAUUCUACUGUUCUUUCCAUUAAGCUUGAUAAUGCCGUUAAGGUCAUACUUGCAACCUUAGCACUUCAUAAUUUUCUGAGAGCAAAAGUGCCAAACAGGUACAUACCUAAGGGGUCAGUUGAUGAGGAUCACCUUGGCAAAACAAGAGAUGGCAGUUGGAGAGUUGAUGAUGCAGGAAGCAACCUAGCAUCGUUUCCAAAUUCCAGAAAAGGCCGACCAGCUGUUAAGGCUGAGGAAAUGCGAGAAAUUCUUUGUGAACAUUUUAAUGGACCUGGCCAAGUGCCUUGGCAAUGGAACACCUUGAUUUGA
Messenger RNA from Dendronephthya gigantea, 1041 nucleotides. RefSeq lists its product as uncharacterized. Lineage: Eukaryota; Metazoa; Cnidaria; Anthozoa; Malacalcyonacea; Nephtheidae. The record is from RefSeq and is a predicted model, not a curated record. The transcript has a single exon. The coding region runs from base 1 to 1041 and encodes 346 amino acids.